Antechinus flavipes (yellow-footed antechinus) is the source of this 1965-nucleotide messenger RNA. RefSeq names its product transmembrane protein 52B (gene TMEM52B). Lineage: Eukaryota; Metazoa; Chordata; Mammalia; Dasyuromorphia; Dasyuridae. The transcript is spliced from 5 exons. The record is from RefSeq and is a predicted model, not a curated record. The coding region runs from base 465 to 1025 and encodes 186 amino acids.
UUAUGGGGAAAGAGAAGGAACAUUACUGCUUUCUUAGGAAAAGAAAAGCUAGAAUUGAGAUUUUAUAGUUUAUUAGCAAUCUAUCUUUUGUAUUCCCUUCUUCCCCAGCCAAGAAAAUCAAUACCUAGCAAAGAUAACUGGUACAGAGGAUAGAUGGGUUCAACCUGAAUCUUUCCUCAUAGAAGGAAGGUGGGAAGAAAACAAAACUAGACAGAAAGGGGAUAAGAAGCAGAUGUGAGCAAUAAAGGAGUAAUAACCAGGCAAAGAAAGGGGAGAGAAGAUAUGAGACUAAAAAUAAGCUUAAAAAAUAAACUUUGAAAGAGGAAACUGGGGCAAUUUAGUUCAUUUAGGUAGUGUCUUUUUCCUCAUAGUCCUUAGGUCAAGGAAUGUGAGAUGGCCCAGGAUUUUGAAAGAAGUCAGAAAGUAGAUACUACAUGAAUUGGAAGAAAUAGAAGCUCAGCACCAUGGGCAACCAUCUCCCAUUUACGACUUUCUCCAUUCUGGUGUAUCUCUCCCAGCUUCCUUGGAUGACAUGUGAAGAGAACUGUGUGAAUUCUGAGCACUGUCUGACCACCGACUGGGUCCAUCUCUGGUACAUCUGGCUAUUGGUGGUGAUUGGUGGGCUUUUCCUUUUGUGUGGACUGACCUCAGUCUGUCUCCGCUGUUGCAUCAGUCGACAGCAGACAGGAGAAGAGGUGGGCCCCCCACCAUACGAAGUGACGGUCAUUGCUUUUGACCAUGACAGCACCCUUCAAAGCACCAUUACUUCUCUUCAAUCAGUCUUUGGACCAGCAGCCCGCAGGAUUUUUGCAGUAGCUCACUCUCACAACCCUGUGCAGAUACCUUCUUUGUCCUCGACCCUGGAAACGCCCCCAGGCUAUGAGGAAGCUCUGCACAUGAGCCGCUUCACAGUGUCCAGAUGUGGGCAGAAAGCUCCUGAUCUGGCUCCAGUACCUGAAGAGAAGCAACUGCCCCAUGGGGAGAAGGACGUUCCCCAACAACAUGUGGAGGACACCUCCACUUAACAAUCUUCUGGGCUAGGAGAACCAGGCACAGCACUUGAAACACUCUUGUCUCACAUGGAGUCCCUAGGACAGCUAUUCUGGGUUCAAGGUAGUCUGUGAGUCUGUAGCCACUCAAAACUCUAACUCUUGAGCCUCUUUCAAUAUGUUUACUUCUUUCUCUAGUCAGCCAGAAGACACAAUUUGUUCAAAACAAAGGCAUUUAAUGAAAUAAUGUAGUCAUAAAAAUCAAAAUAGAACAUUCCUUCCCAUAAAUCUGGAGAAUACUCUCCCACAAAGAUACACACUGGUGUGGUGGUGGGAAAUGGGCAUAAGAGGGGCACACACUUGGAGAAAGUGUUUCUAAGAAUCACAUGUGAAGGACCAAAUCACCUUCAGAGCUUCAGGAUCACAAGUGUCUUCUAAUUAAGUCAUCCUGUUUUUCUCAUUGCUCUUGUUCCUUGAUUGCUCCUCCCUGUAUUGAAUUUCCACUGGGUGUAUUUUUCUGCUAGUUCCUGAUAGUUUUGCAAAGACUUAUGAACAUGUAGUCCCACAUGGGAACUGUUUUUCUGCUAUCCAUUGAGCUAAUGUUAACUUCUGGGUAUAAUAAUCUGGGCAGGACAUUCUCCCUGUUCCCAGUUUCUAGGUUUCUUUUAGGUUGCUUGAUGGUCAUCUCUACUCUUACUUAUGAUGUAGUGGCUUGAAUCUCUCCCUACUAAGAGCAUAGCGAAUGAACUUUUAGUCAAAGCCAUCACAUUCUACUAGCAAAAGGCAAAGAGAGGGCUUCUAGAAUUAUUAAGUCUUUUUUCUUUUUUAAAAAUUUAUUUUAUUUUAAUUUAUGGAAUAAAACAAGCAUUUCCAUAACAAAAUAUAAUAAAGUUGAUUGCACAUGAAACUGCAAAAUUUUUUUAUGUACAACUUGCUAUUCCCUUUAAAUAUAUAAUAAAGUUAUCAGGUAAAUUUC